GCAAACCUACGAGGUAUUCAUUGCGAAUUAACAUCGACCCGGGGGAUAUAUUAAAAGCAAGUUAGAACUAAACAACAGUUCCAUCACAGUUUGGAACUUCCUAACAUAAACUGGAGAUGUGAAUCACCGGAUUCCAACCUAUAAGUUGAAUGCUAACACGCUCACCCUAAGACAUGACAGUUUCUUGUUUGGUUUCUUACUCGGUCAUUGAUCCGAACUCGUGAAUAGUUCCAAGCCGGUAUGACACAAUUGUCCAGGUCUUCUUUAUUUUUAAUCAAUUUCUUGCUGGUGUUGGUCUGUGAUGAGAAGUCAUUUUAAAUCUAUCAAACGUUCCCGUGGAGUAAUACUUAAUAAAAGCCAGUGGCAUUUGGGUUCUGUUUUAUAUUGUCUGAAACAAUUUUGCCAGCUAUGGUCAAUUGUAUCUGUAUGUCUUUUAACAAUGUCAACAGAACAUAUACUUCCAAGGAAAAGAGAUUUACCUCCUCCAUAUUAUCACAUAAAUCAUGACUAUGCUCGUCGUUACAGACGUAAAAGUCAUUGUAUUUACAUUUCAUCAAUUAUAUCAGGUAUUACGAUGAUGCUAUCUGGUUAUCUUGUUCUCAUGAUACUUGUCCCUCAAGAAAUUAAUUUCUAUAAUUGGAAUAUCAAUCGACCUUUAUCAAAAUUCUUUGUUAAAGAUAGAACUGUUUUACUGAUUAGUAUGGAUGGUUUUCGUCACGAUUAUUUAGAAAUGGUGAAGUCUCGUCUCGGUGCGAAUUCACUACCAAACUUUGAUCGCUUAGUAGCUAAAGGUGUACGGGCUAUGGAAUCGUAUAAUGUUUAUCCUACUAUUACGCUUCCUAAUCAUCGUACUUUAGUGACCGGUUUAUAUCCGGAAAAUCACGGAGUUGUGGGGAAUUAUUUAUUAGAUGAGAAAUGGCCGAAUAAAACAUUUAGUAUGGAUGAUCAAGAAAGCCUGAAUCAUGAUCCAUGGUUAAUUGGAUGGUCCGAACCCAUAUGGGUUACAUUGCAAAAGAAUGGUGGAUAUGCUGGUUCAGUUUUGUGGCCCUUAGCUGAUCAAUUUGUGAUGAAAGACUUACCAUUUCAACACGUUUCCCAAUUCACGUUGCUCAAUAAUUAUGGUAGUCGUUAUGCCUACGAUCAACGAAUUAGAGAUAUUUUAUGGUGGCUUAAAAAUCCUAGAUUUCACUUAGAUCUUAUUCUGGCUUAUUUUGAUGAACCUGACGAAACUGGUCAUGCCUAUGGCCCAAACAGUCGAGAGGUUGCAGAAGCAGUUCGAAGCCUAGAUAAAAUACUCGGUUCCCUUCUGGAUGGCAUUGAAGAAUUGGGCCUUACUGGAAAAGUAGAUAUCAUUCUAACUGCUGAUCAUGGUAUGUCAGAAACAUCUAAUACUCGACUUAUUGGACUGAAUGAUUAUGUGGACAGUUCAUUGUACAACUAUACUCAGUUAUCAACUACGGCUUUCCUUUAUCCUACUCAUGGGAAAUUUGAAUAUGUUUAUCAGAAAUUGAAGAAUGCACAUCCUCAGUUAGACGUUUAUCGAAGAGAUGAAGUUCCUGCUUAUCUGAAUUUCAAUGUAACCAACUCUCGUAUGCCACCACUGAUACUCAUUGCUAAACCUUAUUGGAAAAUUGUAAGGAAUGCUUCCCAUCCAUACGCAAAGUCUCUGGUGAUCAUGGUUAUGCAACAAAUUUCUCUGAAAUGCACGCUUUCUUCAUUGCAAGUGGACCUUCUUUCGAAGUUGGAAAAAGUGUACCUAUUGUUCAUGCUGUAGAUAUAUAUCCACUUUUAUGUGGAAUUCUUAACAUUCAACCAAAUCCUAACAAUGGUAGCCUAGAACGCAUAUCAGGUAUACUGAAAACUGAAGUGGCUAAUCGUAUUUUAAAUAUUCGUCUAUGGUCAUCAAUAUGGAGAUGGAUUUCAUUCCGUCUACGAUCGAUAUUAUUUAUAUCUCUUUUAUGCCUUUCGUUAAUUUUAUUAUUCUUCAUAAUAGUGAUAAUGCAUCACAAACGGACAAAUGAGUCAUUCACUAGUUUAAGUAUCAUUGAUGGUAAAAAUCACUCCGAUUAUAAUUUAUAGAUUAAAUCUACCUAACUUGCUUCUCUAUUUUGUAAACCCAUCAUCAAUCACUUGAUACUAUAUUUCUCAUACACAAACUGUUAAAUACCGUUAUGAAGUGAUAAUGCUUUUCUUUUGAUCUAAGUGAUUGUACUACUGUUGUUUUUCAUUGGUUUAGAUUUCAUAUCCCCCUAAAAAACAACCCUGGUUGAGUCCUAGAGAAUGUCGAUUUCGCCUGCACUCACCAAAAUCAGCAGUUUCAUAUAUUCGAAACAAUUAGCCUCCUUGAUGAAUUUGCAUAAUGUAAUUAGAAGACAGA
Molecule: messenger RNA, 2377 nt
Organism: Heterobilharzia americana
Lineage: Eukaryota; Metazoa; Platyhelminthes; Trematoda; Strigeidida; Schistosomatidae
Source: the annotation of a GenBank genome assembly